CUCUCCCUCUCCCUCCCUCUCUAUCUCUCUCUCUCUCUGCCCCCGGUUCGCCCACCCGCUCUGCCCCGACCGAGCGGCGUCAGCCAGUCAGCAGCCGACGGCCGCCAGCACCAGGGAGACAAGGGAGUAGAGGCCCGGAGAGCAUGAGCUCAGUGUCUGAUGAUGAACCCACAAGGAAAAGAUUGAGACUGGAAGUUUGUCCAUCUGCUGCACAGCAGCAGCAGCGCUCCUCUCCCACCACCAACAAGGGACUCCAGCACUGUCUACCACAGGGGAGCCCAGAGGGAAAAACUGCAAACAUUUCAGCAGGUAGGAAAGUCAACAAACUGAACUGUGCAGAUUUGCCUGUUAACAGAUGUGCGGAUUUAACCAUGGACCAGGCCAGUAUGCAACACACUAAGCAAACACUAAAAAUCAAAGAUGAGUCGUAUUCGCACAACACAAAAUUGAAAGAAACGUCUCAAGAAAGUGGUCUCAAAGAUUCUGAAACGGUUCGUCAUCACGCACAAUUUCGAAAUAAUCGACUCAGCAGUUCAGAAAUUGAAUCUAAAAAUUAUAAAACCAGGGAGAAAACUGAGUGUGUAGAGUCUGAAGAAAUUAGAAAAGAGAAAGACCCCUUGGGUUCACAGCCUGAUACGUCUGAACAGACCAGCAGAAAUGCACAGCACAGGUGCAGUUCUGGAAGUGCUGGAGAUAACCAAAAACUACCAAACACCAAGAUAGAAGGCUCUGACUUCAGAGAAAAGCGUAAAAGCGUUAUUCCAGAUAAGAAAAAAUGCAAGACACUUGACACUUGGAUAAUUAAACACAAUAGUACUGAAGUUUCAAGGCAAACUAAAACUGGUGAGCCAAUAAGUGACUUUGAUGUUCUAGACACAGAUGAAGAUCAAAUUGCUGAGAUUGACACUGUUCCUGAGAGUCCCUUAUCUGAUUUUGAUUGCGAACAACAUUUAGCUGGUCCAAGCGGGACUGGAAAAGAAGGCAAGGGUGGCUUAAUAGAGUCUCAUUCUGUUAAGAAUAUAAGUGAAAUUACCUCGCCAAUGAAGAGGGAUAAUUCAAAUAAUAAUUCCCUUAUGUCAGAAACAGAAGUUACUGGCAUAUCUUCAAAAGAAGCAGGAGCUGAGCAUGCUUCUGCACAGCAGGCUAACCGUGUUUAUGCUUACUCCCCCAAUAAAAAAGAUGAAAACAUGAUAGAAGUUGAUGGUGUAUCAAAAUAUUUCUGUGGAGACCAAUUCUCAAAGGCACAGACAAAAGUAUUUGGUGCUUUAAAGGAUGGGACACGUGAAGUACUGAAGCCAGAGCAACCGAUAAAUCCAUCACCAUCCAGUUCAUCUACACAGUUGGGGAAAAUGAAGGGUCCUACAAAGGUGGCCAAAAAAAUUACGGAUCAUUUUCGAUACUUGGGAAGGAAACCACAAAAGAUGGAUGAGAACAGAAGAGGAAAUUGUGAUGUGGAAGACAAAAAACUCAACAGAGGAAGAUACUCGGUAGAUGCCAAAUGGCUUGGAACUCCAAUCAGUGAACUGAGAAGAAUGCCCGAAUGUGGUGGUGUUUUGCCACCUUUAAGAGCAUCUCACGUGAAUACAGUGAACAUACGAACCGAUUUGCUGAAAAGUGGAGAUGUCCCAAGACCCUAUCCCACUUAUUUUAAAGAUGCCUGGGAUGAUAAGCAUGUGAAAAUGCCCUGCUCUGAUCAAAAUCUCUACCCUGUUGAAAAUGAGGAUGGAGACAAGAUUGUGCGUAGUCGAUGGGAAUUAAUCAACACAGCACUGUUACGAAAGUUUGAUAACUCACUGGAUAUUAAGGAUGCUAUACUGAAGUAUAAUGCAGGAUAUGCAAAGAAAUGGGAUUUCACUAUUUUGAAUUAUCUUUGUACCGAGGUUUUAGAUGAUGUGGAGACACAACAUCUUCUACAGUCCCUUUUGCCUGAGAUUGCCGAACUAGCUCUACGACUGCUGUCUGUCUGUACCCAGCCGAUACCACUGCUUAAACAGAAGAUGAAUCACUCCAUCACAAUGUCACAAGAACAAAUAGCCUGUCUUCUGGCCAAUGCCUUCUUUUGCACAUUUCCUCGACGCAAUUCCAGAGUAAAAUCUGAGUAUUCUAGCUACCCAGACAUAAACUUCAACAAAUUGUUUGAAGGAUCGUCACUCAGGAAAGCUGAGAAGCUUAAAACUCUUUUCUGCUAUUUCAGAAAAGUAACAGAAAAAAAACCUGUUGGUCUGGUUACUUUCCAGAGGCAGUGUCUACAGAAAUUUCCAGAAUGGGAAAAGUCCACGAAGAGGCUGACCAAAUUGCAUAUCACAUGUGAAGGUACAAUUGAAGACAAUGGCCGUGGUAUGCUUCAGGUUGACUUUGCAAACAGAUUUGUUGGAGGUGGUGUCACACGUGCUGGCCUUGUGCAAGAAGAAAUUCGCUUUUUGAUCAAUCCUGAGCUGAUUGUCUCACGGCUGUUUACAGAAGUUCUAGACCACAAUGAAUGUCUCAUUAUUACAGGCACUGAGCAGUACAGCUCAUAUGAAGGCUAUGCAGAUACUUACAAGUGGGUUGGAAUUUUCAAUGACAAGACUCCAAGAGAUACGUGGCAGAGACGUAUGACCGAAAUAGUUGCCAUAGACGCAAUGCCUUUUCGACGCUACUUAGAUCAGUUCUUACCUUGCAAUUUGCGGAGGGAACUUAAUAAGGCCUAUUGUGGCUUUGAACGGCCAAGUAUUGACCCAAGGAACCUUUCAGCUGCAGCUACAGGGAACUGGGGCUGUGGAGCAUUUGGUGGAGAUGCCAGGUUAAAAUCCUUGUUGCAGAUGAUGGCAGCAGCAGAGGCAGGACGGGAUGUAGCUUAUUUCACCUUCGGAGAUCGAGAGCUGAUGAUCGAGAUUCAUGACAUGCAUAAAUUUUUAACUGAGAAAGAGCAAACUGUUGGUCACAUCUACAGACAUUUGGAAAGAUACUAUAGUGAAGUCUGCAGAUCCUGUUCCUUUUCACGACCAAAUGUCAGACUCUACAACUUCAUUUAUGAUUCUGUAGGCUCGUGCACAGAUUCAACAGAUGAGGAUGAAGGUUGAUAUCUUUCAGCUCCACAGCAUUGAAAGGCUUUUUUUUAAACUUCAUUUUGGUUGAAUUUCAUUGUUCAACCCCCAGUUCUGCUGUUAAGAAAUCUCGAUAUCAUGAGCUCCAUUUAAGAAUAAGUAAAUCUAUCUUAAAACAUUCCCCAUUAUCCUGAAAGAAUAUUCUGAAGUAUUUGGUGCAGUAAUGUCUAUUAGUACCAGAAGCUUAAGUCUUCAAAAUCUUCAGUAUAAAUGAAUGAUUUAAAACUCCAGGUAUAAUAAUUAGAUUUGUUUGCCCAGGGACUGACAGGACCAAUGUUCUGUUACGUAUAUUCCAAAAAUGCAUAUUCUGUUUCAAACUUUACACAAUCAUUAUUUAGUUUGCAUUAUGUUUUGAAAUUCACAUUAAUAAUCAGUGUAAUUAUUCUAGCAGACUAUCUGCUAUAUUCUGAUGUUUUUUUGGGCGGUUCUAUUUAAAUUAAAGUUGAAAUCGCAGCAUGUUUCAAGCAAGGCUUCAUUAAUUUGUGAUAGAAAAUUAAAGAUAUACUUGUGAAGUUGAUGAGCAAGCAAUUUAUUUUCUUGAGUUUCUAUUUGAGAAAGAAAGUAAUUUUUUUCAAUUUUUGAAGGGCAGUUUGUUUAAAAUAUCUACCUGAAGACCUCAAGUGUAUUCUUUCAAUGGUAAAAUAAAGUUUUGUAGGCAUUUUCUGUGAGUACAAUUGUACAAUAUCUAUAUCUUAACAACUGUCUGCUUUUAAUAUUCCACCUUGGGGAAACUUUCUGCCAAUAUGUAAAGUUUUUUUUAAGUUGGCUAAUUAAAGCUUUGGUGUUCGAUACAAAUUAAUGAA
This is a messenger RNA of Callorhinchus milii (elephant shark), 3889 nucleotides long. RefSeq names its product poly (ADP-ribose) glycohydrolase a (gene parga). Bases 144 to 3062 code for a protein of 972 amino acids. The record is from RefSeq and is a predicted model, not a curated record. Gene Ontology annotation, cellular component: nucleus; cytoplasm. Lineage: Eukaryota; Metazoa; Chordata; Chondrichthyes; Chimaeriformes; Callorhinchidae. Gene Ontology annotation, biological process: regulation of DNA repair; ATP generation from poly-ADP-D-ribose; nucleotide-sugar metabolic process. The transcript is spliced from 19 exons. Gene Ontology annotation, molecular function: poly(ADP-ribose) glycohydrolase activity.